GACAAUAAUGCACUGUUUCCUUAAAAAAAAAUAAAAGAAAAUAAUGAACUGUUUACCCGCUGGGGUUUUUGUUUGCCACUGCCCCAAACACAAAUCUCAGCUAGGGUUUCAGUCACCACUGCUCCAUCAUCUUCCUCAGCAAUGGUCGGCGGCUUCGAAGUAGGCGCCGUUCCUUUCAACCCUGACGGUUGGGGCCCUCCAGACGCCACAACAGCCACCACUACCACUACUGCCACCUCAACCCUCCCUCUCCAUGUUCCCUUCGCCCCCUUCUCCCGAUCAGAAAAACUAGGCCGAAUUGCCGACUGGACCCGCAACGUCAACAACCCCAAUGCGACUCGCCCAAACGCCAACAAAACUGCAUUGGAUUCGGUUUUUGACUUUACCGCAGAUGAUUCCUUUCCCGCAGCAGCUGCUGCCGGUGACGAUGACUCAACUUUCCGCCUUGUAGACGGAAAACCUCCUCCGCGCCCCAAAUUUGGGCCUAAGUGGCGGUUCAACCAACACCGCCCGCAGCUUCCACAGCGACGCGAUGAAGAGGUGGAAGCUCGUAAACGCGAGGCGGAAAAGGAACGCGCCCGUCGUGACCGGCUCUACAACCUCAACCGUUCCAACCAAAACCAUCCACGUCGCGAGGCGGCCGCUUUUAAGUCAUCGGUGGACAUCCAACCAGAGUGGAACAUGCUGGAUCAGAUACCCUUUUCAACGUUUUCAAAGCUCUCAUUCACAGUCCCUGAGCCGGAAGAUCUACUUCUCUGCGGCGGCCUCGAGUUUUACGAUAGAUCGUAUGAUAGAAUCACUCCCAAAAACGAGCGUCGUUUGGAGAGGUUCAAAAACCGAAACUUUUUCAAAGUCACUACUACUGACGAUCCAGUGAUACGGAGGCUUGCCAAUGAGGAUAAAGCUACGGUCUUUGCAACGGAUAAUAUCCUCGCAACUUUGAUGUGCGCACCGAGGUCAGUGUAUUCAUGGGAUAUUGUGAUUCAGAGGGUCGGAAACAAGCUCUUUUUUGAUAAGAGGGAUGGUUCCCAGCUAGAUUUGCUUUCGGUGCAUGAGACUUCACAUGAGCCGUUGCCAGAGGCCAAGGAUGAUAUGAACUCUGCAUAUGCAUUGAGUGUUGAAGCAGCUUAUAUUAAUCAGAACUUCUCACAGCAGGUCUUGAUUAGGGAUGGGAAUAAGGUCGCUUUUGAUGAGCCCAACCCGUUUGCAAACGAAGGAGAGGAAGUUGCUUCUGUGGCCUAUAGGUAUAGGCGGUGGAAGCUUGAUGAUGAUAUGUAUCUUGUUGCCCGUUGUGAAGUGCAGAGUGUUGUGGAGGUUAACAAACAGAGGUCGUUUUUGACGUUGAAUGCUCUUAAUGAGUUUGACCCUAAAUAUUCAGGAGUUGAUUGGAGGCAGAAGUUGGAGACUCAAAGAGGUGCAGUUUUGGCUACUGAAUUGAAGAACAACGCCAAUAAAUUGGCUAAGUGGACUGCUCAAGCUCUGGUGGCCAGUGCAGAUUUGAUGAAAUUGGGUUAUGUGUCCAGGGUUCAUCCAAGGGACCAUUAUAAUCAUGUGAUAUUGGCAGUAGUUGGGUACAAGCCGAGGGAUUUUGCCUCCCAGAUUAAUUUGAAUACAUCCAACAUGUGGGGGAUUGUGAAGAGUAUUGUUGACUUGUGUAUGAAGUUGAAUGAAGGAAAAUAUGUGUUGGUGAAAGACCCGUCCAAGCCACAAGUGAGAAUUUAUGAAGUUCCAGCUGAUGCUUUUGAGAAUGAUUAUGUAGAGGAGCCUUUGCCUGAGGAGGAGCAGGUUCAGCCCCCUGGUGAGGAUACUGAGAAUGUAGAGACAAAUGGAGCUGCAAAUGAUGUUGAAGAUAAACAGAUUGAUGCUCAAGCUUAAAGUGCAUAUUGGCAGUGGUUUUGGCAAGAAAAUGAAGUGGCUGUGAUGCUGUUUGCAAUUGGAGCUUUACUCACACUCCCCCAUUGUGUCCCAGAGUAGUGCAAUCCUGUUCCUCUGUUUUUUUUUUUUUCCAAGUCUUUCUAUUUACAUCUUGAUGUUUCAAUGUAGUUGCAAAGAUUUUACAAUAUUAGAUGUUCGCCUUGUUGAGACUCGAUGGAUACAAUAAGACAAGUAUUCAUAUGGUUGGAAUUUUGUUGGUAUGCUAUUGACAGCCUGCUUUGAGCU
Hevea brasiliensis (rubber tree) is the source of this 2160-nucleotide messenger RNA. Its product is annotated as eukaryotic translation initiation factor 3 subunit D. NCBI's taxonomy places the organism in Eukaryota, Viridiplantae, Streptophyta, Magnoliopsida, Malpighiales, Euphorbiaceae. The coding region runs from base 142 to 1875 and encodes 577 amino acids. The record is from RefSeq and is a predicted model, not a curated record. Gene Ontology annotation, molecular function: translation initiation factor activity. Gene Ontology annotation, cellular component: eukaryotic translation initiation factor 3 complex; cytoplasm. Gene Ontology annotation, biological process: translational initiation. The transcript is spliced from 2 exons.